Molecule: messenger RNA, 5211 nt
Organism: Ipomoea triloba (trilobed morning glory)
Lineage: Eukaryota; Viridiplantae; Streptophyta; Magnoliopsida; Solanales; Convolvulaceae
Product: ENHANCER OF AG-4 protein 2-like
Exons: 12
Coding region: 402-4694 (1430 amino acids)
Biological process (GO): regulation of transcription by RNA polymerase II
Cellular component (GO): nucleus
Molecular function (GO): double-stranded DNA binding; transcription coregulator activity
Source: RefSeq, a predicted model, not a curated record
CACGUACUAUUACUCCCUUUGCCUUCUUUCUCUCUCCGCCCACUGUCCAUCCACCGCCCCCCUCUCUCUCUCUCAGUAUCGAAUGCAAAUUUCGAAUGCUGGCCGCGAAGCCUCCGUUGGAUAUUCCGACGCUGCCACCGCCGUCCUCCGCCACUUCCCAUAGCCAUCUCUGUAUUCUAGGGUUUUUGGCAUUCCACUUUCUCACGUGACCAUCUUUUCAAUCGGAUUCUGAAGGAGGAGGAGAAGGGAAUUUUAGGACGCGCUGUUUUGGGAAUUACAACUCCGGUGUUGAUUCUUUCCUUCUAUUGCGAUCGGAAGUUGAAGAAGGGAAAGCGGAUAGAAGGGACUGCCACAGACACACAUAUACAUAUUAGGGUUUCUGGGAGAAGAAGAAUAACGCCAUGGCUCCAGGGCGUAAACGUGGAGCUAAAGGAGUGAAGACGAUGAGUGACUUGAGUAUCGGCGAUCUCGUCCUCGCCAAGGUUAAGGGUUUCCCUGCCUGGCCUGCAAAGAUUAGUAGACCUGAGGAUUGGAAGAAACCUCCUGAUCCUAAAAAGUAUUUUGUGCAGUUCUUCGGUACAGGAGAAAUAGCUUUUGUUGCCCCAGCAGAUAUUCAGGCGUUUACAAGUGAAGCGAAGAACAAGUUGUCAGCUCGAUGCCAGGUGAAAGGAUAUUUUGCGCAAGCAGUAAAGGAUAUUUGUGCUGAAUUUGAAGAGUUGCAACAGAAAAAUUCUUGUCCUUUGGGAUAUGACACAAAUAAUGAAGCUCCGGUCACUGAUGCUGUAGAUGGUUCAGUAAAGGUAGAACAAACAGAUAGGACUGAAUAUGGUGAAACCGAGCAAGAAAUGGAUUCUGAAAGUCUGGGUGAUGGGUCUGGUUUGGAGCGCUGCUCAAAGGUUAAAACUGAGAAAGAUAAUCAAAGUUGCAAGCCACUUGUUUUAGAUUCUGCCAAUGCCUCUCCAACUAUUUUAUCUAAAAAGGGAAGUAAAAAUAGUACUAACUCAGUGAAGGAAUUGACAUCAGCAUCUUCUCAAGGAUGCCAUUCUGUAGAUGAGGAAAGCCCACAAAAUAAAAGUAUUCAAGAUAAACUUACUUCUGGGGAUCACUCUGUGCAUCCUGGUACUGGACGUAAGCAACUAGCAAAUGGACAGAAAGUAAAAAUAACAAAGAGGAAAUUGGAGGGUGGAGAAGAAGUGCAAAAUGUUACUACCUUGGCUGGUGAUGCUUCUGCAGAGCCUAUUGUAGUUGGUUUGAAAAGUGAUGUUGUGUCUGGUGAAAGUAAAAAGAAGCCAUCCUUGGAUUUGAAGUCCGGUUCAGAAGCUAAUGGUAAAAAGAAAGCAAAAAAGUUGCGCAAAGAUAGAAGACAUCUUGAAAUAUCUGAUUCUGAAAAUGAAAUUGAAGAGGAUAACAAGCUUGAGAGUUCUAGCGGGAAACCCAAAGUUGAACCUGGAUGUAUACGGAAAACUUCACAGGGCACUGAAGGAGUGCAACCUUUCAAAAGGUCAAAAUGUGCAGAUGGGGCUGCUGAUGUAAACAAGGUAGUCCAAGCUAGCAGGAAUAUAGAUAGUCGGAGUUCUGGUGUUGAUGUUAAAUUGGGUAUUUCAGAGGUUAAAGGAUCAAAGCCAGUGGGGAAAGUGGAGAACCGCACAACACUGAAAGCACAGACAGAUGUUGCUGGUUCAAAUGUUUUGGGGGAGGAAGAUGUUCCUCCCCCGUCGAAACGCAGUCGACGUGCUUUGGAGGCUAUGCCCAGUUCCUCACCUAUUCCUCAACAGCCAACAAAACGGAGAGCUGUUCGGCUUUGUGAUGAUGAUGAUAAUGAGGAGCCCAAAACUCCUGUUCAUGGGGGAUCUAUUAAAAAGGAUACUAAUCUGUCACACAUCACAGAUUCUUUGAAAAAAUCUGAUGCACCUAAUGUCACCCCUAUACCUGCUCAGCAGGGUGUGCGUGCCUCAGGAAGAGGUCAGAGUGGUUCUUCAAAGGAAUUGAAAUCAUCUAUCAAACCAAAUGAUGACACUUCUUUUCAUAAUUCUCAAAAGUUAUUAGAGAAAAAGGCCAGAAUUGUAACCACUCCGAACCUUUCCUGUAGUCCUGGGAAACCAGAACCUGAAAAAGUACCUUCAAGAGAUAUUAAACCAAUUCUUGGUUCCCCUAAGAGGUCCCCUGUGGUUGUCACAGUUCCCAGGCCGAUCUCGGAGCCCCAGAAACCAAGUAAACAAUCUGAUAAAGUAUUAGAUGAUGUUCCACAGGGUAAAGUGGUAGCUAGCUCUAUUCCAGCCCCUGUUGCUGCUUCCGAUAAUCUGAAGUCUUCUCUGGAUCAACCUAAUAGUGAAAGAGGCAAGACAGAUUCUUCUGGAGAAAGGAAAAAAGCAACCCCUAAGUCAACUUCUCGGAUAAAUGAUCAUGCUUUUUCAGCAGGACAUCCAAUGGAAACCGUUUCGGUUCCUUCUGAAAGGGCGGAAGCAGGUAGAGAUGAUCGACCGCUUUCUUUGACUGAUUUGAAAGUGUUGGACCCUGAUAUGUCGAUGAAGGAGCUUAUAGCAGCUGCUCAGGCUAAAAGGAGGCAAGCUCAGUUACUGAAUGCUCAUGGGAGUUUACAUCCUGUUUUUGCCACCUAUGCUGAUAUUCAAGGAGGGAGUCCAAACCCUGGCCUUUCCUCUCAUGCCCCUGUUCAUGGCAAGACUAUGCAUUCUGAUGCACAAGGACUCUGUCCUCGUGCAUCUCCAUCCUCAGAUGUUCGUCAAUUUACAUCGAUUGAUCCACCUGAGUGUGAAGAACACGAAGAAAGGAGAGUGAGUUCAGAACACUGGACCACUGGUGGCUCACUUAGUGGUGGCACUGAGGCAGCUGUGGCCCGUGAUGCCUUUGAGGGAAUGAUAGAAACUUUGUCUAGGACCAAAGAGAGCAUAGGGCGUGCAACACGACUUGCAAUUGACUGUGCAAAGUAUGGGAUUGCUAAUGAGGUUGUGGAACUUCUCAUCCACAAAUUGGAAAAUGAACCUAGCUAUCAUCGCAGAGUGGAUUUGUUUUUCCUUGUGGAUUCAAUAACUCAAUGUUCUCAUAGUCAUAAAGGCAUUGCAAGUGCAUCAUAUAUUCCUGCUGUUCAAGAAGCAUUAUCACGACUUUUGGGGGCUGCUGCUCCGCAGGGAGCUGGGGCUCGAGAAAACCGUCGACAAUGUCUUAAGGUCUUGCGAUUGUGGCUUGAGAGGAAAAUCUUACCAGAAUCUCUUCUUCGUCGCCAUAUUGACGAAAUUGGUACUGCAAAUGAUGAUGCUACUGCUGGUGGGCACUCCUUUAGAAGGCCUUCUCGAGCUGAGCGUGCUUUAGAUGAUCCAAUUAGAGAAAUGGAAGGCAUGCUUGUUGAUGAGUAUGGCAGUAACGCAACAUUUCAGUUACCUGGCUUUCUAUCUUCUAAUGUGUUUGAGGAGGAGGAGGAAGAGGAAGAAAUUCUAAACAAUCCUCACCAAGAAGAUACUGAGGUAUCACCAGUGGAUGGUACUCUUGCCACAGGAGACAAUACUGAACAAUCUACAGUCACUCCAAAAGAUAGGCGCAGCCGCAUAUUGGAGGAUGUCGAUGGUGAGCUUGAAAUGGAAGAUGUGUCUGGACACCAGAAAGAUGAAAGUCCAUUGUUUACCGAUGUUCCUCACCCAAGUGCUUCAAACCAGUCUGGUUCUGUUAGAGUGCCGGAAGCUGCUUCAAACAGUCCCUUUGAAUUGCCUCCACCUGAGGGGUGGUCUCCACCUUUGCCACUUGGUUCACCUCCAGAGACCCCACCUUUGCCUGCUUCACCUCCUCCACCUACACCCCCACCACCACCUCCGUCGUCUCCUUUGCCACCUCCACCUCCAACACCACCUCCUCCUUCACUACCCCCACCACCCCCCACACAGUCACACCCCUUUUCGUCAAUGCCUGCUGGACCACCUCCCCUUUUAUUUACUCAACCUUCUCUGCCACCUCAACCCUCAAUGCCAUUGCAACAUUUGGCAGUUGCAUCAUCAAUACCAUCUUCUUCACCGAUGGUUGGAUAUCAGCAACCUUUGGUUCCACAUGAAGUUGGUAGCAUGCCAAAUGGACAUCGAUUACCCCAGAUGUCUGUAAAUGCUCCUCAUGGGCCUCAACCACAACCUCGCUUUGUUCCUGUAGGUGUCUGUAACUCGCGUGAACCUUCAGGAUAUAAUUCCAGACCUUUAGAUUAUAACCAUAAUGAUGCAUAUUUAAACCUUCAGCCUCCACAAUCCAGCCAACAAUUUCAACCCACUAAUGCACCCUUUUCCCAAAUGCCUAUGCAUCCUAAUCCCCCACCUCAAAUCCCAUCCAAUAAUUUUUCAUAUCCAAGGCCAGCAGUGCAGCAACAAUCUCAGCAUCCAUAUCCACCAGGACCACCACCGUAUGCAUUGCCAAAUCGUCCUGAUGGGCAAAGGCGAUAUGUGGGUGAUGAACAAUGGAGGGUGCAGUCAAAUGAAUUUAGUGCUGAUCAACAACGUGGCAUGUGGAUGGGAGGAGGAAGAUCAUCUGUUGGCCCAACCUUUCCCCCUGAAGGUUAUUUGAGACCUCAUGAUAGGCCACCUAUGAACAAUAUUGGGUUUCAGCCACCUGCACCAAAUGCUCUUCCAACUGGUGGUCCAAUUUCAGGUCAUGGGAUGCCUUGUAGGCCAGAUGUGACUGCUCUCAAUUGGAGACCAGCUUAAGAAAUCUUGAAUUCUUAUGGAUUUUGGACUUUUGGUGUACCUUUCCUCUGUGUUCAGGCUCUGAUGGGGAACUCAAAUAGGAGAAAGGGUUGACCUCUAAACGAAAAUCAGAUGGCAAACUGUUCUGAAGUUGAGGGUGACUUACCAAGAUUUUGUUUAUUGUAACUUUUCCUGAGAAAUGUGAGAUGCACCUCGCAGAUUUUACUUUAAAAAGUGUAAGCCUGAUGUAGGCCAUGAAGAGAUGAAACAGAGUCACACUAGAAUUCAGCAGUUAUAUUCCCAAGUGCUGUAGUAUUAGUUUUAUUUUGCAGUUGCAUUUGGGAUGAACGUGUUCUUAUUGUUUUUUACUUGUAGCAGUAGGAUUGAUUACUUUGCAUACCCUAGGUAUUACAUUCCGAAUUGUUUCACAGUAGUAGUGCUGUGUCUGAAUACAACUAUAUUUACUCAAUAUAUAGCCUUGUAAGUACAUAGUUAAUUCAUCCAUUUUAGAAUCAAUUAUAUUAUAACUUUUCAGUUA